Messenger RNA from Bufo bufo (common toad), 1155 nucleotides. It is a transcript of the gene AUNIP, whose product is annotated as aurora kinase A and ninein interacting protein. The coding region runs from base 175 to 1044 and encodes 289 amino acids. The record is from RefSeq and is a predicted model, not a curated record. Lineage: Eukaryota; Metazoa; Chordata; Amphibia; Anura; Bufonidae. Gene Ontology annotation, biological process: spindle organization. Gene Ontology annotation, cellular component: spindle pole; centrosome. The transcript is spliced from 4 exons.
GCAGGCAGUUACACGGACACCUCAGGCUGUAGUCCGCACAGAGCAGGCAGUGCGCAGGACACCUCAGGCUCACAGCAAGGACCCGGCGCGGGAAAUUGGAAACUGUAUCUCAGAGCCAGUCUAUCAAGCGGGCAGUGACACCAGAUCAGUGUUCCUCCUCCAUUGCUGCCCGAGAUGAAGAGCAGAAAACGUGCCCUGCAGCCGCCAGAAGAGUGCGGGGUCUGGUUAGACGCGUCUCAGCUUAAGAAGAAAUGCCACCAGAUGGUGAUCCCCUGCACGUCGUCAAGAUUUAAUCCACUUUCAAGAACAAAAUCUAUGGAUUCUGUGCAGGUUGACUUUACUCAGACAAAGUCUCCUCAGCUUUUCACCAAGCAGACUUCAAUGUAUUCCUUCUUCUCCGCCGCUGGCAGUAGGAACAAGCGGUCGCCCAUUACUGAUAUUAAUACAUUGAUUCAAGAAACUCCUAAGUGUGAGACAGGAAACGCAUACGAAUCUCUGAAUGUGAUGGAACAGUCACCUGUUGAAACUUCUAUGUGCUCGAAACCUGCUGAAAUCCAGGAGAGCGUCUCUUUAUGUAACCUACACAGAAAUACUAGAGAGCCAGUAAGCUCAGGACAAAAUGAAAACAAUGACCGGAGCUGGGUGCUGGAGCAAUCGGGCAACCAUUCUGGCAGCUUCUCCAAUGUCUCCGUAGUCCGAACUCAAGACAAGUCUCCGAACCAUGGUUUUUCUUCAGAAUUCCAGAAUAAACUGUCUGACUCUUCAAUUGUCAAAUGUCCUCAAAAGGAUUAUCAUGAGGAAGACAGUUGUCUUCUAAGUCAGUUUGACAGUCCGCUUUUCACACAGGAUACACAAGGGAACAGAGUCAUCUGUCACCAGUCUACAAGUGAUCGACAUCUGACCACACCACUUCAGGACAAAACUAAUGUCACUUGGCACACAAGAAGUCAGAUAAAAGGAACUCUACAGACUUUGUGCGAUGAAGAUUCCCUCCACAUAAUGUUCACCCAAGAUUCUGAAGGAAACAUGGUUAUAAAACAUUAGGCAGAGCUACAUCACACAACUGAACUAUACAGGUUUCUCAAUGCACAUGUAUGAUUACUGUUCACCCCAAAAAAGGGUGGACCCUCAACCUGAACACAGCAAAUCUGCUGC